Colletotrichum godetiae is the source of this 714-nucleotide messenger RNA. Its product is annotated as NADH(P)-binding-domain-containing protein. NCBI's taxonomy places the organism in Eukaryota, Fungi, Ascomycota, Sordariomycetes, Glomerellales, Glomerellaceae. The transcript has a single exon. The coding region runs from base 1 to 714 and encodes 237 amino acids. Gene Ontology annotation, molecular function: biliverdin reductase [NAD(P)H] activity; riboflavin reductase (NADPH) activity. The record is from RefSeq and is a predicted model, not a curated record.
AUGCACAUCCUCCUCAUCGGCGCAACAGGCCGCAACGGCACCCUCGUCCUCACCGAAGCCCUCUCCCGAAACCACACAAUCACAGCCCUCGUCCGCGAUCCAACAACCACCACCUCUCUCCCCUCUCACAAAAACCUCACCCUCAAAAAAGGCACCCCCCUCUCCCUCCCUGACCUCUUGAACGCAAUGCAACAAACAACAACCCCCCCAGACGCAAUUAUAAUCACCCUCAACCCCCGCCGCCAAUCCGACUCCCCCUUCUCCGCCCUCGACCCAAACACGCCCCCCGCCCUCCUCCACGACUCCGUCAAUAACACUCUAACCGCAAUCAAAUCCCUAAAAUCCCUACAUACGCCCGACUGGAGGCCCAAACUCGUCAUAAACAGCAUGCAAGGCGCUGGCGCAAGCGCCCAAUCCCUCAUCCUCCCUCUCCGCGCCUUAUUCAACCACACAAACAUGAAGCACACCCUCGACGACCACAACGCGGUAGACACUCUCAUCAAAGGCGACGCCGGCAACGACGCGGUGGACUGGGUCCUGGUCAGACCGCCCAUGCUGAUCGAGGGCGAGAAGCUGCCGGUCAAGGUGUACACUGACGAAGGCAGCGGGGUGUGCUGGAUGCCCAAGAUCACGAGGCGGAGCGUGGCCGGCUUCAUGGUGGACGCGGUCGAGAAGGAUGAUUGGAAUCGCAGUGCGCCUGUGGUCACGAACUAA